Molecule: messenger RNA, 1014 nt
Organism: Lonchura striata (white-rumped munia)
Lineage: Eukaryota; Metazoa; Chordata; Aves; Passeriformes; Estrildidae
Source: RefSeq, a predicted model, not a curated record
GCGCCGCGCUCCCAUUGGCCGGGCGCUUUUUGGGGUGCCGCUGCCCCGCUCCCGGUGCCCCCAGUCGGGCGCCGCUUUCCCGGGAGCAGCUCCGGCCCUUGGCCGCGUCGCGGAGCCCGGGGCGCCAUGGCCGGAGCGCGGAGCGUGCCCCGGCUGCUGCCGCUGCUGGCGCUGAGCCUGCCCGCGCUCUGGGGGCUCCCAGCCGAGCACAGCAUCGUCCAGACCGAGUUCUACCAGAAGUCCCUCGGCGCGGCGCCCGACGCCGAGGAGUUCAUGUUCGACUUCGACGGCGACGAGAUCUUCCACGUGAAGGACGAGGAGACCUUCUGGAGGCUGCCCGAGUUCCAGCAGUUCGCCAGCUUCGAGGCGCAGGGCGCGCUGCAGAACAUCGCCAUCGACAAGCAGAACCUGGAGAGCUCCAUGAGGGCCUACAACCGAUCCCGCGUUCCCAGCGAGCCGCCGGAGGUGGCCGUGUUCCCCAAGCAGCCGGUGGAGCAGGACGAGCCCAACAUCCUGAUCUGCUCGGUCACCAAGUUCUGGCCGCCGGCGCUGGAGCUGCGCUGGCUGCGCAACGGGGCGCCGGUGACGCGCGGCGUCCUGGAGACGCCAUUUUACCCCGACCGCGACUUCACCUUCCGCAAGUUCUCCUACCUGCCCUUCGUGCCCGCGCCCGGCGACUACUACGACUGCCAGGUGGAGCACGAGGGGUUGGCCAAGCCCGCCAAGAUGCAUUGGGAACCCCAAAUCCUGGUGCCGCCGUCGGAGGCGACGGAGACGGCGAUCUGCGCCCUGGGGCUGGCCGUGGGCAUCGUGGGCAUCGCCGCGGGCACCGUCCUCAUCAUCCGCGGGAUGAAGCUCGGCCGCGCCCGCGCCGAGCCCCCAAAAUCCCCUGAAUUUGCCCCAAACUCCGCCCUGGGGCUGGCCGUGGGCAUCGUGGGCAUCGCCGCGGGCACCGUCCUCAUCAUCCGCGGGAUGAAGCUCGGCCGCGCCCGCGCCGAGCGCGGCGUGCUCUGA